Messenger RNA from Cotesia congregata, 681 nucleotides. Lineage: Eukaryota; Metazoa; Arthropoda; Insecta; Hymenoptera; Braconidae. The record is from the annotation of a GenBank genome assembly.
AUGUCGAGUGUAAUUAAAUAUCAAAAGUGGAUUUAUGAGUGUCAACAACUUAUUUACAAAGCUGAAAUUCGAAAAAUUCGGCGAAAAAGGAUAUUAGCAGCUCUCGUUCUAAAUGAAAUUUUAAUGUGUAAAAAUAAAAAAAAUAGCAAAAAACAAUUUUGGAUUCAUCCGUUAUUUAAAUUAAGAUCCGACCAUGGUUUCUUCGAAGCAGUUUUUCCUACACUCUCUACGCAUCCAGAUAAAUUUGAAAAUUAUAUACGAAUUUCAAUAAGUCAAUUCGAACAGCUUUUAUGUUUAGUUGGCCCUAUGAUAACAAAGAAGAAUGCAGUAAGGGAACCUAUUUCAGCAGCAGCACGACUUCUAAUAACUCUACGAUAUUUAGCUACCGGUGAUUGUUUAACAUCUUUAUCCUAUCACUAUCUAGUUGGGGAGACUACCACAGCUAGCAUAAUCACAGAAACAUGUGAAAAUAAUGAUACCCAUUGUAAUCUGGAUCACGAAAAUGCCCACGAUUGUUUGAAUGAGGAGCUUCAGAGAGAAGUUGAAAAUAACUCAGCUUUUAGAAAAGUAAGAUUUCCUGGAAUAAACAAUAGCAGUCGCUCUGCAAUUACAAUUCGAAAUGAAUUUUGCGAUUUCUUCAAUGCUGAAGGAGCAGUUCCUUGGCAAUAUAAUCGUUGUUAA